Messenger RNA from Xenopus laevis (African clawed frog), 7971 nucleotides. RefSeq lists its product as uncharacterized. The coding region runs from base 39 to 6638 and encodes 2199 amino acids. NCBI's taxonomy places the organism in Eukaryota, Metazoa, Chordata, Amphibia, Anura, Pipidae. The record is from RefSeq and is a predicted model, not a curated record. The transcript has 46 exons.
UAUUCUUUCAGGAAAAUGUGUCAGAUUUGCAGUUAGCCAUGGUAAAACAGACUCUGUUGGCCGUUGUACUUGACAAAAUCAGUUCCAAAUUCUCAUCUUAUGAAACACAAGAUUGGAAGAUAUUGCUCCAGGAUGAUUUGAAUCUUUUGCUUCCCAGCUUUAAUAAAACUCUUCUGCUGCUUCUGCCAAACAGCCUCUCCUGCUCUUCCUACCAGGAAAUAGUAAAGGCCUUUAGCAACGUUUAUAAAUCUCUACUGGAAGAGACCAAAAAUGAUUUCUACAAAGAUUUUAUCAAGCCAUACAUGGUGCAGCAGUCUUCUCUUACAGGAGUAGCUUGUGACACCUUGGAUUUCAAAAGUUGGGUUAACAUGAACAUUGGCAACUUCAUCCAGCAAUCUCCAUCAGAAGACAUUGUUAUGUUCAACAAAAAUCUAACAAAGGUGGAAAACCCAGCUGAACUCACAGUUACAGAACUGGCCACAUUUACUUUCACUGUGGAUUCGCUGAACAACCAAACCUUAGCCACAAUCCUAUUAAGUAGAAUCAAAGAAUUUAAGAGCUAUGGAGAAAUCCUGGGCUAUUUAACAACAAUACAAAAUUCUAUUUGCCAGUCGAAUGACCCAGCAUCCACCAUGUCAUCAUGUAGCCAACCACAAAGUCAACUGAGCAUCCACACUCAACAAGAGAUUCUUACAAACUGUUUCAUAGUCCUCAAUGAGGAAUGGAUUUCCACCAACAUGACAAUGUGGUUACAAAUUUUUGACAUCCUUGUUGAAGUUUUCCUUCCUGCUUUUGAUGAAACUACUCUCUCUCAGUUACCACUUGAUAUUUCAUGUGGAGAAUACCAAGCAAUAAUAAAGACUCUGAGUGAUGUACACAGCCAAAUUUCUGAAGGCCUGACCAAAUCAGUCAACUCUUACAGCAUAUCCUACCUGACCGCACAGCAAAAAUCCACAGGUUCUGCCUGCCUUUCCGGCAUAAAAGAUAGUACAGAGUGGAUUUCAAAGAAUUUUGGGGCAUUUUCCUCAAGCGCAAACGUGUCUGAUUUCAAAGCUUUAUAUCCAGGGUUUGAUGCAGGUGUCCUUCCUGUUGUCCUGACACCAAAUAACAUGGCCGAACUUUUGAUCAAAGCAGACGUUCUCUCUAAUGAAACUCUGAUGAUAUCCAUCUUGAGCCACAUAGACACAGAAAAUGUAACCGACUAUGUGACCAGCAUUUCAACAGCAGCACAAAAGGAAAAUGUGUCUGAUUUGCAGUUAGCCAUGGUAAAACAGACUCUGUUGGCCGUUGUACUUGACAAAAUCAGUUCCAAAUUCUCAUCUUAUGAAACACAAGAUUGGAAGAUAUUGCUCCAGGAUGAUUUGAAUCUUUUGCUUCCCAGCUUCAAUAAAACUCUUCUGCUGCUUCUGCCCACCAGCCUUUCCUGCUCUUCCUACCAGGAAAUAGUAAAGGCCUUUAGCAAUGUUUAUACAUCUCUACUGGAAGAGACCAAAAAUGAUUUCUACAAAGAUUUUAUCAAGCCAUACAUGGUCCAGCAGUCCUCUCUUACAGGAAUAGCUUGUGACACCUUGGACUUCAAAAGUUGGGUUAACAUGAACAUUGGCAACUUCAUCCAGCAAUCUCCAUCAGAAGACAUUGUUAUGUUCAACAAAAAUCUAACAAAGGUGGAAAACCCAGCUGAACUCACAGUUACAGAACUGGCCACAUUUACUUUCACUGUGGAUUCGCUGAACAACCAUACCUUAGCCACAAUCCUAUUAAGUAGAAUCAAAGAAUUUAAGAGCUAUGAUGAAAUCUUGGGCUAUUUAACAACAAUACAAAAUUCUGUUUGCCAGUUAAAUGACCCAGCAUCCACCAUGUCAUCAUGUAGCCAACCACUAAGUCAACUGAGCAUCCACACUCAACAAGAGAUUCUUACAAACUGUUUCAUAGUCCUCAAUGAGGAAUGGAUUUCCACCAACAUGACAAUGUGGUUACAAAUUUUUGACAUCCUUGUUGAACUUUUCCUUCCUGCUUUUGAUGAAACUACUCUCUCUCAGUUACCACUUGAUAUUUCAUGUCAAGAAUACCAAGCAAUAAUAAAGACGCUGAGUGAGGUACACAGUCAAAUUUCUGAAGGCCUGACAAAAUCGGUAUACGCUUACAGCAUAUCCUACCUUACCGCACAGCAAAAAUCCACAGGUUCUGCCUGCCUUUCUGGCAUAAAGGAUAGUACAGAGUGGAUUUCAAAGAAUUUUGGGGCAUUUUCCUCCAGCGCAAACGUGUCUGAUUUCAGAGCUUUAUAUCCAGGGUUUGAUGCAGGUGUCCUUCCUGUUGUCCUGACACCAAAUAACAUGGCCGAACUUUUGAUCAAAGCAGACGUUCUCUCUAAUGAAACUCUGAUGAUAUCCAUCUUGAGCCGCAUAGACACAGAAAAUGUAACCGACUAUGUGACCAGCAUUUCAACAGCAGCACAAAAGGAAAAUGUGUCAGAUUUGCAGUUAGCCAUGGUAAAACAGACUCUGUUGGCCGUUGUACUUGACAAAAUCAAUUCCAAAUUCUCAUCUUAUGAAACACAAGAUUGGAAGAUAUUGCUCCAGGAUGACUUGAAUCUCUUACUUCCCAGCUUCAAUAAAACUCUUCUGCUGCUUCUGCCCACCAACCUCUCCUGCUCUUCCUACCAGGAAAUAGUGAAGGCUUUCAGCAAUGUUUAUACAUCUCUACGGGAUGAAACAAAAAAUGAUUUCUACAAUUACUUCAUCAAGUCGUACAUGGUCCGGCAGUUAUCUUUUUCAGGAGUAGCUUGUGACACCUUCGAUUUCAGGAGCUGGGUUAAUAUCAAUAUAGGUAACUUCAUCCGGCAAUCAUCAUACCAAGAUAUUGCUAUGUUCAACAAAAAUUUAACAAAGGUGGAAAACCCAGCAGAUCUCACAGUUACAGAACUGGCCACAUUUACUUUCACUGUAGAUAUGUUGAACAACCAAACCUUAGCCACAAUCCUAUUAAGUAGAAUCAAAGAAUUUAAGAGCUAUGGAGAAAUCCUGGGCUACUUAACAACAAUCCAAAAUUCUCUUUGCCAGUCGAAAGACCAAGCAUCCAGCACGUCAUCAUGUGGCCAAUCAUUCAGUCAACUGAGCAUCCACACUCAACAAUUGAUUCUUACAAACUGUUUCAUAGUCCUCAAUGAGGAAUGGAUUUUGGCUAAUAUGACUAUGUGGUUACAAAUGUUUGACAUCCUUGUUGAUGCCUUCCUGCCUGCUUUUGAUGAAACCCACCUCUCUCAGUUACCACUUGGUAUUUCAUGUGAAAACUAUCAAGCAAUAAUAAAGACACUGAGUGGAGAGUACACCAAAAUGGCUAAAGCAGUGGCAAAAUCAGUCUACGGCUAUUGCAAGUCCUACCUGAUCCAACAACAGAAAUUAACAGGGGUUGCUUGUGAUGCCUCCAGCUUUACAAAGUGGAUGGAUGACAACUUUGGAAAUUUUGGGCAGCUAGCAGUUCCUGAGGAUCUCUUAAUAUUUAAUAAGAACAUCACCCAGAACCUAAACACACUGAAACCACAGGAAUUACUGAACCUUCUGCAUCUUGAAAGUGACGUGAAUAUGACUCUAUGGGAGAUUCUUCUCUCAGGCUACACUAAUAUCACUCAACUGGGACAAGUCAUUGAUGGUCUUAAUGUAAAAAUGGUGAAUUUAAGCCAAGAGGUGCACCAAGUCGUUUUCAAGGCGGUCUGGCCUACCUUCCUGACAUCGCUGGAUUUUCUCGAUGCUACUGAUUUGAGCAUCUGGCUUAACAUACGAUUCACUGACUACUUGCCAUAUCUAACGAAAGCUCAGUUGAAUGUCCCGAAAGUUAUCAAUGCAAACUGUUUCUUCUACAAGAACUUAGUUAAGACUUUGUCUAUAAACUAUGGGAAAUUCUCCGUCAAUACACAGCAAGAUAUCUACAGUGUAUUCAAGGCCUAUCUCCUUAACUCGGCUUCCAAACCCCGGUGUUACAGCAGCACAGAAGACAAUGCCAAUUCCUGGAUUUUCUAUUACUUAAACAACUAUUUGACUUAUUGCAGUGACAGUGAUCUGAAAUCCUUCAGCGAUGAUGAACUACUGCUGGAGACCUUCUCUUUGGAUCCGAUGACCUUGGAGCUGGUGAAAGGGUUGGAGCUCUCAGAAGAUAUGAAGAUCUACUACGCAGAGCUAAUGGCAGCUGGGGAACCUACCAUCUCCCUGCAGAUAAUCCCAGACAAUCUUCUCUGCUAUAUUAUUGACAAGCUGAGCAUUGAUAUAACCAAUCAGAAUCUGGCACUGGCCACACUGGACUCUCUUAAGAAAUGUAACGCAUCCAGUGUCAGCCUUGGGACUGAUGUACUUUCCUCUAUUCUUACCUCCGUGGAUACCUUCACGGCCGACACAUUCCAGAGCCUUGGCGAUAUGGCUGUAGCAAUACUCCCCUCUGUGAUAUUGGAAAAGACUGAUGGAGCUGUUCUACAGCAGAGCCUGUCCUCUCUGUCCCAGGUUGAUAACUGGAGUCCAACACAGGCAUCUGCUAUAGUCACAAAGCUCAAAGAAGUUGAUUUUCAGUUCAAUGCCACCACUCUGGAAUCUCUUGGAACACUGGUGAUCGGUGUAAGCGCGCAUGACAUGGAUAAGCUCAAAGCAUCUGAUUUUCUUAUUUUGGCCAACAACGGAACAUUCAACAAUUACAUGCAACAAGCACCAACCGCCCUGAAGCAGAGAUUUGUACAAAUGCUCAUAAAUAGCACAACAGAAAGUCUUCUACAAGCAGUUCCAAGCAGCCUGGCAAGUGAGAUCCCACCAUCUGUACUGAUGAAUGCUGCUACCAACAUCAAUGAAAUAAACAAGAUGCAAUGGACUUCUGACCAGGCACAAGUUUUGUUCCAGACAGUAUUGAACCUCACCCAGGACUAUACAAGUCUUUCCACCAAUGUCCUGCAAGGGUUCACAUGUGGAGCAGCAAAAAUGCUUAGUGACGCUCAGUUUGCAGGAUUGAUUAAAGCCAUGAAAGGAAAAGCAGUGGCGCUGGACUAUACGCAGCUGAGUUGCAUUGCCAAGCGACUCGCCCUGCAGAGCUUUCCAUCGGACUUCUCAAGUUAUCCAAGCGAUGUUCUGCUGUACAUGGGUCCCAGUGCAUCAAACUGCAGAGAGUAUUACAGCCUUGUGGGGAAGUCUAAUACAGGGGCUCUACCUACUGGCUCGUCAAUGUUAGCAUCUCUACUUAGCAGUGCAAGAACAUGUUUGGGUAUCAGUGGAACAUCUCUUACACUGGAAAAUCUACAAGUUUUGGGUGCUCUAUCGUGUGGACUCUCAGCUAAAGAAAUCAAUGAUUCCGACCCAUAUAUAUUAACAACACUGCAAUCCUGCCCCACCUUCAGCACUGCACAAGCAGCGGCCAUUGAAAGUCAAAUUCUUAGAAAAUAUGGAUCUGCCAGUCAGUGGACAGUGGCAACAAUGAAUGAGAUGGGAAACCUUUCCAGCACUCUGACAGCCAGCACCCUCCAGAAAAUCCCAAAGGCCAUAAAAAUAAGGUUUUUCCCUGCAUACCUGACUAAGCUGAAAGCCUUGGAUAAGAACUUGUUUAAACUUGUACUGUCCCAGCUGAAGAUAUCCAGGGUGGCUCGUCAAGCUAAAAUAAACUGCACCACUCCUCUCACAACUGACAUAAUAUCAAAGCAGAGAGAUCUGGUGGUCAUCAGCUACAGUGCGGCAGAACUAGAAAGUUGUCUGGGCAACGACGUGUUGAAUGAAAAUCUAGAGACCCUCGGAGAGUUGGAGUUUGCUGAAGACCAACUUAUCAUUUUAAAGGGAAAACUGGAUACGCUGUAUGGAGGAGGCAUACCAGAGCAAUACUUUCUCCAGUUGGGUAACAUUGCCAUGGCCUACAGCACAAAUGAGAUUGCCAAAUGGAACAUCACUCGGGUGGACACAUUAGCAGCUCUGUUACAAAAGGCAUCCUGGCAGAGCAAUGAUGUGAAGAUUAAGGCUAUGGUUGAUCGAUACCUACAAACACCAAGUGCUACUUUAGAUGGUACUACCCUCACCAUUCUGUCUCCUUAUCUCUGUGCCCUAAAUGAAAGCCAAGUUGAAAACCUCCAGCUUGAUGAUAUCAGAAAGAGCACCAAGUUACCAGACACAACCACAUGUUCACAAAGUAUGAAAAACGUUCUGUUUAGCAAAAUGAAAUCCGCCUACCAAUCAUCUGCUAGAUCUCAAAAUGCCUUCUACCAGCUCCUGAAGAAUGUUAUAGGUGGAGCAAGAUCUUCUGAUCUGAUCCAGUUUGCAAAUGGCAGUCCUGAAAUGGACAUUGGCAUAUUUCAGCAACUGGAUCCCAAUGAAGUAAAGAUAUUAAGCGCAAAGACUAUAAAAGGCCUCAUAGGAGUGAAUUUGCCAGAUUUAAGGUCCAUAUCCAGUAGUAACAUUGUAAAGCUCUGGGCAUCAGUGCACACACAAACAGAGGUCAACUCUUUAGGGCUCAACAUUUUGGCUGGAGUCAAGGAAACCACACCUCAAGGCUUCAUUGUUGUUAAUCUAGGAUCAACACGACCACCACCAGGCUCAGGAGGACAUUCCACAAAGUAUCCCAGUUUCAUCCUUGCGCUUUGUACACUGUUUGCCAUUCUCCUCUCUUUGGACUCAUUGCUUUAACCGAAAACCUGUGUCCAGCUCCUACGACGCACAUUCAGAUUCUAAACCCAUUUGAGAUGCUUCCUUUGUUUCUAGUGGGAAUCAAUAGUCCUGUGAUUAUCUCCCACAAUGCCUAUCCUGCAUGUAAACCCAUCUAAGAUGCUUUCUCUGUUUGCAUGGGGCAAGUAGCAACAAAUGACAAUUUCCCAUUCUCCUUUCGGGCCCAAAGAACUGAUUGAGAUCAAACUGAACUUGUGAUCUCAUGUCUGUCCAGAUCACUAUCUGAAUUUGCACCUUAUGUAUUUAUGAGCAAUCAGACACAUGCAGCCGAUGAACAAAAUGAUGUAACUACUAAAAACCAAUAUGGUAUAUUUAAGUGUAAGCAACACAACUUAUUAACCACGUACUGUAUUUUCUUUGAGUUUUGAUUUAUUAUCUUCAAGUACUGCAAAGUAGACUAAACCACUGAACAAUUAGUUUCUAGACUUUUGAUGUCCUCUUGGGGUGUACAACAUAAACAAGGUGAGAGCAAAAUGCUGAAAUCCAUUCCUGUUGAAUGAAAUGUGUCGGGGAGUCAUUCCUCAACGCACGACAACCGUAAACAAUUUUAGCUCUUGACAACCAUCAUGUGGGUGUUAUUUAAACUCACAUCAAAUCCCAAUGAGGCCAUACCACUAAGAUUAUUCGCUAUUGUGGAUAAAGCAUAAUUUGCUGCUUAUGUACAAUUUGCACUAAAACAAAAUGGUCAUUGUCGUAUGUACAACCAUUUAUCAUCUUCUACUUUAUGAAGAAACAAGAAUAUGUUGCUAUAGACAUGCAAUCUCUGAAGACUGAACCCUCUAUAUGUGCAUAUUAUUAUGUAUAGCUAUACACGAUGUUUACAGUAAGCCGUGUUUUUAUGACACUGCCCAGAUGUGAAACGCCUAUUAUAUCAUGUUGAUUACAAAAAUAUUUAUGCAACCGUAAUCAUUAUUCUGAAAAACAAUCAUUCAGGUUAUGGUUAUGUUUUUUACAAUUCCACUAGGUAACUGGACAGAAAUGAAAUAUCAGGUUGAUCACCAGGGAUUCAGGGUACUGUUCCAGCUAACUCAAGAUUUCAACUUUUAAGGGCAGGAUUCGGGGAGAUUAGUCACCCUGCGUCAAAUAUCCUCUUCUUCGGGCGACUAAUCUCCCCAAACUACUUUCCCGCUGGCUAGAAAGUAAAUAGCCGGCGGGGUUGCACUCGGAACGCUUCUUUUUUCGAAGUUGCCCAAAGCUUCCUCGUGAGCCAACUUCGGAAACAAAUCGAUCCGAGUGCGCUGGCGAUUUGCAUUCUAGCCAGCGGGAAAGCAGUUUGGGGAGAUUAGUCGCCGCG